This is a messenger RNA of Humulus lupulus (European hop), 2209 nucleotides long. RefSeq names its product RING-H2 finger protein ATL11-like. The record is from RefSeq and is a predicted model, not a curated record. Lineage: Eukaryota; Viridiplantae; Streptophyta; Magnoliopsida; Rosales; Cannabaceae. The transcript has a single exon. Bases 536 to 1852 code for a protein of 438 amino acids.
AGAUUUUCGUAAUUAGCAUCCAAAUCCGAAAAUCCCAAACCGGCCUCCUUAUUGCAUUGCAUUAUUCUGUAGAUAGAGACUUACACGAAUCUUAGAACGAAUCUUAGGAUUUAGCUCCAAGGUCGGCCUUACCCAAUUCCUACUCUAUAUUCAAGUCAACCCCACUAAAACCAAACCGCUAAAGACUCUAAUUUCCCUCACUCUCAUAUACUCGCGCGUCAAUCCACUUUCAAUUGCGUCAACAUAUUAAUUUGUUUUUUUUUUUUAAAAAUGGUUUUUCAUUCUUAGUCUGAUAUUUGUUUAUAGCUUUUAUUAUUAAUAAUAAUUUUACUUUAUCUCUUUCUAUUUUACUUGAAUACAUAUUAUUCUUAUCAUACAGAUAUAACAACCAAAUAGGACAUCAAAUAUUUCGAUAUCGUUCCCCACCCCGUACCCACACUAAUAAUUAAUAUGGAAAUAUAUAUGGCUUUGAGUUAUCCCCAAAACUCAUGACCUUUACUUUCUUUUAUCAUUUGGAAUUUUGACAACCCAGAAAAUGAUUACUAACCGAAAGUACGGAGGUUGGAUUCAUUAUGGCCACGGAGACAACAAAAGGGCGGCGCUUGUCUUCCUUCUGCAUCUUCUAAUCCUCACGUUCAUGCCUCUACGCGCCGCCGCACAGAGCGGAGAUCCUCCGCCUCCGUAUCUAUAUGGGCCGACCCGACCGCAAAGAGUUGACCUCAAGAUGGCCAUCGUUAUGGUUCUUCUUGUCACGGUCUUCUUCGUACUGGGGUUCCUCUCCGUUUAUACCCGCCAAUGCACUCAAGACCGGUUUCGAGGCGCCGAUGAAAUCACACUCGGUUAUGUUGGAAACUCGUGGACAGCACGUGGACUGGACCCAGAAAUCAUAGACACGUUUCCCACGUUCGUGUACUCCACCGUGAAAGGGCUAAAACUCGGCAAGGGAGCUUUGGAAUGCGCCGUCUGCCUCAACGAGUUCGAGGACAACGAAACGCUGCGUUUGAUCCCCAAGUGCGACCAUGUGUUCCACCCUGAAUGCAUCGACGCCUGGCUCGUUUCUAACUCGACGUGUCCCGUCUGCCGUGCCAACCUGGUUCCUAAACCGGGCGAGACCCACCGCGGUCGCACCCUCGCAGAUGUUCUCAACCCGAAUAACGACUCGGGUCAACUCGAACCGAUACCGACAACCGAUGAGCCGAGACAGAAUCGUCAAGUCUCAGUACGGAUUGUGACAGACGAUCCGAGCAGGCAGGAGAAGUCACCAGAGAUUAGUUUGAUUAAUCCGAGCGAAGAUGGAACGACGACUCAGAAUCGUACGCCGAGAUCAAGAUCGACAGGGUUCGGUCCUCCUAGAUCGAGGUCAACCGGGUGGCGGCUCAGUGGGAUAUUUUCAAGGUCACACUCGACCAGCCGCUUGCUGGUUCGGCCGGGUGAAAACCAGGAACGCUUCACGCUAAGGUUACCAGAGGAGAUAAGGAUACAGCUGGUGAAUUCGACCCUGAGCCGGACCAAGAGUAGCGAAACGGCGCUUCAGAGGGUCAGCAGUUCCAGGAGGGGUUACCGGAGUGUGAGUGCAGGGUUUGGUCGCUGGAAAGAUAACUCUUCUUACCAACGGUUUGAAAGUACUGGGCAGCCGGACCGGUGGGUUUUCUCAGUAGUUCCGCCAUUUGUUUCACGGCCCGGUUCAGCUACGUCGUUGAAGGGUUCAUCGACAGAAGGCGAUGACGUGGCAGCUCUUUCGAAGGCGGCUUCGUCAAAAUCCAAAGAACCACCGUCCGAUCAUUUGUACAGAGGGAGGGACGACGUGGGUGAAAGGUCAUCUGCUCCGCUCCGGCUGUAUGAUCAAAUUUAGGAUACGUUACGUGCGUCACACUUGAUUUGUUAUUAGUUCCAGCUUUGUGUACAAAAAAUUUAUAUUUCAAUUAUUUUCUUCUUCUUAUUUUAAUAAACAUCAAAAUAUCUCAUUUUGAAAUUUUAAGCACUUUUGUAAUUUGGUAUGAAUUCUGUUGAGAGAUGAGAUAGAAACCUUACACAAAACACAAUAUCACAUAUUCACCUUCACAUGGAUUUGCAAUUCAACUUUGUUGUCAUAUUUUUUUCCUCCUCACUUGUAAUAUUGAUAUUGUUUUUGUACAAGAAGUUUUAACCUGGUUUUGAGGUUAUCCAUAUCAAACUCUAUAUACUAAUUUAAUCAUUUUAUUAUUUAAAA